Molecule: messenger RNA, 1534 nt
Organism: Megalopta genalis
Lineage: Eukaryota; Metazoa; Arthropoda; Insecta; Hymenoptera; Halictidae
Product: trafficking protein particle complex subunit 31
Biological process (GO): endoplasmic reticulum to Golgi vesicle-mediated transport
Cellular component (GO): TRAPPIII protein complex; TRAPPI protein complex; TRAPPII protein complex
Source: RefSeq, a predicted model, not a curated record
UUUUCGAAAAAUAUUUCAAACUAAAACGGUUACAUCUGUAUUCUGUUUUUUCAAUUAAAUUCAAAAUAUUUGUAAUUCUCCUUUUAAUCGACAGAUGGCGAGUGCACAGGAAGACAACACAUUAAGUUCAAUACAUUCAAUGUUGAAACAUUCGAAUAUCAUUGUUUUGUUACCGAAAUAUUUUUAAUAAAGACAUAUAUUAACGAGAGAAUAUUGGUUUAUAAAAAUGACAACUAUUACAAUAUCAGCAGUUCGAACGCGAACAAGCAUCCUUGAUAAAUCACUGAGUAAAGGGAAAGGAGAGGUUAGCCUUAGUUGUUUUGCACUUUUGUUCUCAGAACUUGUACAGUACUGUCAGAAUCGAGUUUACACCGUACCAGAAUUACAAAACAAAUUAGCAGAAAUAGGCUCGGAGGUUGGGCAUAGAAUAACAGACCUUUUAGUUAUUCGAGAAAAAGGAGGAAAGCGCGAGAUCAAAUUAUUGAACAUUUUAUUGUUCAUCAAAAGCACGGUCUGGAAGUCUUUAUUUGGUCGCGAGGCUGACAAAUUGGAACACGCAAACGACGACGAGCGUACCUACUACAUUAUAGAGAAAGAAGCAUUAGUGAAUAAGUUUAUAUCAGUACCGAAAGAUAAAGGAAGUCUCAAUUGUGCUUCUUUUAUUGCUGGGAUAGUUGAAGCUAUUCUUUGCGAUUGCGGUUUUCCAGCAAAGGUAACAGCGCAUUGGCAUAAAGGAACAACAUAUAUGGUUAAAUUUGAUGAUGCAGUUGUUGCUCGUGACAAGCAAUUAGAAGAUCGGUAAAUAUAGGUAAGAAAGAAGAAGGAUUGUUAUGAUGUAUUCAUUCUACAUGAAUAUAAAAAAAGCAAAGAAAAUGUGUCCAAUGAAUUUAGAAAAAAUUCAUUAUAAUUGUUUUAGUUGUUAGUAAUGUAGUCUUGUUACUUAAACCAAAUUAAACAUUUUAUAAGUUCUACCGAUACAUUUACUACGCAUCAAAUUUACUUUAAAUAUCUCGAUUAUAACAUUGAUAGUUACAAUAAAACUAUACACAACUUGGAUUUGUAGAAUAACAAUUUUAUUGCAUGUAUUUUUCUAGAUACAUACUACGAUAAACGAUUUAUUCUACAUUUAUUAUUAUUAUAUUCUAAAUUUAUAAACCACAUCAGCAUAUUUCGUUUGCCCGGUCCACAAUUUCUUUCUUGUCUCAUCCUGUAACAAUCAAUUUUUUUUAAUCUUAUACUAUACAUGUCGUUUAAUGUUGUUAUUAAGAGACGAACAAAUUACCUGCUCUUGCACUAUUGUAUUACGAGUAGCCCACAUGGUAAACAUCAGCAGUAAUGUACCAAUUGUAAAAUUUCUUAGAUUUAUUCUAUCAAGUAAAUGAUAGUAUUGUCUCACGUAACUAUAUCUAUGUAUCCCUGGGUCCAUCUGUAUAUUCAAGACAUAACAUUAUUAUGUGUAACGAUAUUCCAAUUGUUAACCAUUAUUUAUGAAACAAACUGGUAUGCGCCAUUAAUAAAAAAUACAAAAAAUUAA